Puma concolor (puma) is the source of this 861-nucleotide messenger RNA. The record is from RefSeq and is a predicted model, not a curated record. Lineage: Eukaryota; Metazoa; Chordata; Mammalia; Carnivora; Felidae.
AUGGUGGUGGGAAGUUCCGAGGUGGGCCGCAUUCUGAAGCAGGUGGAGCGCGUGAGCCCUGGGCCAUACGUCCGUCCAACUCUUAGGAAGCAGCUUUCUCCCCAAGGGCUCUAUCGUUUUCUUGUGUCAGAUAACCUCAAGAAGGCUACCAGACCUGUCUCAGCUCUCGACUACAGCCCUGACAUCUACCUGGAGAGCUGGGCAUGUAAGCAAAAGACGAGUGGGCAGCUGGUGGAGAAGCAUGCCGGGUCCCUGCUGGGAGCCUUCCUGCCUGGCAUCUUCCUUGGGCAGAGGUUGUUCCCUCAACGCCAGUUUUCUUUCAAGAAAGCUGGAAGAGAAACAGCUGCAAAGAAGCCCAGCUACCAGUGUGAAGGAAUCGGAUUCAAGUACGUGGCCCUGGGAGACCUCGUCAUCCUCAUCACUUUCGGCCCGCUGGCCGUGAUGUUCGCCUACGCCGUCCAGGUGGGGUCCCUGGCGGUCUUCCCCCUGGUCUACGCCAUCCCCCUCGCCCUCAGCACCGAGGCCAUUCUCCACUCCAACAACACCAGGGACAUGGAAUCCGACAGGGAGGCCGGCAUCGUGACGCUCGCCAUCCUCAUCGGCCCCACCUUCUCCUACAUGCUCUACAACACGCUGCUCUUCCUGCCCUACCUGAUCUUCAGCAUCCUGGCCACACGCUGCAGCAUCAGCCUGGCCCUGCCCCUGCUCACCAUUCCCAUGGCCUUCUCCCUGGAGAGACAGUUCCGGAGCCAGGCUUUCAACAAACUGCCCCAGAGGACUGCCAAACUCAACCUCCUGCUGGGGCUCUUCUACGUCUUUGGCAUCGUCCUGGCCCCAGCGGGCAGUCUGCCCAAACUCUGA